Messenger RNA from Neurospora crassa OR74A, 507 nucleotides. RefSeq lists its product as hypothetical. Bases 1 to 507 code for a protein of 168 amino acids. Lineage: Eukaryota; Fungi; Ascomycota; Sordariomycetes; Sordariales; Sordariaceae. The record is from RefSeq and is a predicted model, not a curated record. The transcript has 3 exons.
AUGGGUUACAAUACUAACGUUGGCCCUAUCAAUGAUGAAUCGCUGGAAAAGCCACCGCCGCUCGAUUUCCCGUGGUUUGGGAACCAAUGGCGCUACCUCAUUGUUACUCUUGGAGCGCCUUUCCUCAUGUUGUGCCAGGACAACGUGGAUGGCCGCCGACAUGAUGCCAACCAUGUUAGGACUCCAGAUCGUUCCAGGCCGGCCCGUCUUCAAGCCGCGCCGUCUGCAGCCCACCACCUUUGCCCCUGGCACGCCGUUCCAUACAACGAUGCGGCCUCUCCAACUUAUCCUGCCGUGCGCAUCACGACACAGUUUCCGCCCUCUGUGGCAGCACGGCCACUGGCGUAUCCGUCACCGAGGCAAACUCACGGCUUCUUGUUUGAGUCUACAUGGCAACUCCCAAGUUGGCCAGAAUGCCCUGUCCCGACGGGGCAGAAAGGCCGUUGCAAGAUUCCAUCAGUCUUCCCGGGCCUGUGGGUUCCCAGACAGUUCUUCGCCGACGCAUGA